Molecule: messenger RNA, 1277 nt
Organism: Owenia fusiformis
Lineage: Eukaryota; Metazoa; Annelida; Polychaeta; Sabellida; Oweniidae
Source: the annotation of a GenBank genome assembly
AGAGCCCAAAUAAAUCACCAUUAUCAAACUAUAAAACCUGUUUUGUAACUUGAAGUUCUCAGAAGUUCUAAGGAGCGAGACAACAGCGAACGGAUUGAAUCAUAUUUUCCAGUUACCAUGGAUUCAUUUCAUAAAUUGAGUCUUGAGGAAAAGGCUGAUGCUCAGAAGCCAAAGAAGCCAAUCAAUGUUUUCAGUAUUGAUCUACAGAGUGUAGCUACUGGGAAAAAAUGUAAUGAUAGAUCACCAGCAUACAUCUGUGUAAUUGGAGAAGAUAACAGUACGAUCUAUGAAACAUUCAUCAAACCAGAUCGCAGAGUUGUGUCAUACACUGAACCCUAUACAGGAAUAAAGUCUUCAGACCUAGAUGAUGCCCCAACAAUGUCAGAAGUCACAGCAAAGCUCAAGGCAUACUUUGGAAAUCAUCCAACCAUAGUCGGGCAAGAUAACAACUUUGGUCAUACAAUAGAGCUGAUGACAUCAUUGGGAUUUGAAAAGGAGAAAGAUUACAAGUAUAUCGCCAUAUCUGAAUGGUUCAAGUUGUACCAGGGAAGCAGAGGUGGUAAAUAUCCAUAUCUCUACUUCACUCUAGAUGUACAACUGAGGGCCUUACUUAACAAACCAUUGAGCAGGGGUCUUGGUUCCAAAGGAAGGGCUUACAUGAAUCUUUACAAUGCCUACAAAGAUAAAGAUGUCACCGAUUUUGAAAGUGCCAAGCAGAAAUGUUAUUCUAUGCGUGGAUAUCUGAGAAAAGGACAUAAGGAGGUUCCAUUCUCUGAAUUACAUCCAACAUACGAGGGUGUUUGUCAGGGGCGUAUUCCACCAGGUCAGAGGACUGCCACAUGUCCAUGUGGGACUCGAAAGUGGUAACAAAUACAACAGCUGCUCAAGAGACAUUUGAAUAAGACAUUAGAUCAAACAUAGUCAAACUUUGACAAACUUUAUUGCAAAGUCCAAUUUAGAAUUAGAAGCAUUGAAAAAGGUGGACAACUUCUCCAGUCAACCAGACUGAAGUGAUAAUGCAAUUGGUUUUACAUUUACACCAGUCACUGAACGAAAAUGCAACACCGAUGAAUACAUCUCAUUGAAUACGCCUGGCAUCACACAACAAGUAGAAAUCAGCUUCAAGAAUGUUAUUUUGUAGAAAAUUCAACGAAGAGGUGACACUCAGAAGAUGGUAAACUUGUGAUGAGUUUUAUUUCAUAUAUUGCACAUAAUGUAUUUCCAAAAAUAACUUGAUAUUGAUCUAUCUUAAUGCAAUAAAUGGCUUGCCAAAAAUA